Molecule: messenger RNA, 1890 nt
Organism: Pseudomyrmex gracilis
Lineage: Eukaryota; Metazoa; Arthropoda; Insecta; Hymenoptera; Formicidae
Gene: Ero1L
Product: ero1-like protein
Exons: 10
Coding region: 248-1711 (487 amino acids)
Biological process (GO): protein folding in endoplasmic reticulum
Cellular component (GO): endoplasmic reticulum membrane; endoplasmic reticulum
Molecular function (GO): FAD binding; thiol oxidase activity; protein-disulfide reductase activity
Source: RefSeq, a predicted model, not a curated record
UAGACGCACCCUAUGAUUAGCUUCAACAUUAGUGAAAGACACAGAAGUGUGAAAUUCUGAUAAAUAUUUACUGAUAUUAUCUGUAUAUUCUGUUUUUCUCUAUUUACAUAUAAUUUAUAUAUAUACAGAAUGUGUUUUAUUAGCAAGUUGAAUACUUCGAUUUAACAACAAACUGGUCAAGUAAUGUGGUUCUAGAACAACAAAUUAUUUUAUUCUACACCCUCCUUUAUAUAUAUCAUAAUUAUUGAUGUGCAACGUGUACAAAUCAGUUCAAUCAACAACAAUGCAUGUUAAGAUGAAGCUGGAAUCCAGUGGAAAAAUAUUUUCACAUUUACUUCUAAUAAUCUUACUUUUUUAUGUAGAAGUAAAUGGAAAUUAUUUUGGAACUAAUUCAGAUAAAGAUGAUCAAUGUUUCUGUAAGUUGAAAGGAUCUAUAGAUGAUUGUACAUGUAAUGUGGACACUGUGGAUUAUUUUAAUAAUAUGAGAAUAUAUCCAAGAAUUCAAAGUCUUCUAGUAAGAGAUUAUUUUAGGUUUUAUAAAGUAAAUUUGAAACAAGACUGUCCAUUUUGGGCAGAUGAUAGCAAGUGUGCUAUACGUUAUUGUCAUGUAUUACCAUGUCAGGAUGAUGAUAUUCCAGAAGGUCUUAAAGGAGAGAUUCCACGAAAUAUUUACUUUAAUGAAAGUCCAGUAGAUAGAUACAAACCUGUCACACAAAUUGCUGAUUGCAGACAGAGUGCUAAAGAUCAUAAUAUAGAACUAGGUUAUUUGAAUACCACAAUUAGUUCCGAAAAUUACAAAGAGUUUGAACGAUGGCAGCGAUAUGAUGAUGCACAAGAUAAUUUCUGUGUAAAAGAAUCUAGUCCUGGAGAAUAUGUAGAUCUCUUACUCAAUCCUGAAAGAUAUACAGGAUACAAGGGAGCCAGUGCGCACAGAAUAUGGCGAAGUAUUUAUAUGGAAAAUUGUUUCAGGCCUGAAAACUCACCUCACAUUUUCAUACAAUCUUCUAAGAUAAAUGGAAUGUGUUUGGAAAAACGAGUUUUUUAUCGUGUUAUAUCCGGUUUACAUGCUAGUAUUAAUAUACAUUUAUGUUCAAAAUAUUUGUUGGCUUCUCAAGAUGGUUUGCAAGUGUCAUCGGAUAAUCAAUGGGGUCCCAAUUUGGAAGAGUUACGAAGAAGAUUUUCGCCCGAAACUACGGGUGGCGAAGGUCCCAAUUGGUUAAAAAAUUUAUAUUUUACUUAUUUACUUCAAUUAAGAGCAUUAGCUAAGGCCGCGCCUUACUUAGAAAGAGAAGAAUAUUAUACAGGCAAUGAAAUUAAUGAUAAGGAUACGAGAUUAGCAAUGAACGAUAUAUUAAAUGUUGUUAGAUCAUUUUCAGAACAUUUUAAUGAAACGGUUAUGUUUACUGGUGGUACAGAAGCACAAUUACUGAAAGAAGAGUUCAGACAACAUUUUAUAAAUAUCUCACGUAUUAUGGAUUGUGUGGGAUGCGACAAAUGUAAAUUAUGGGGCAAAUUGCAGAUACAUGGCUUGGGAACUGCACUAAAAAUAUUAUUCUCAGGAAAAUUUGAUAAAUGGGAAUCAACACUUAACAAUCUCACUCGAAAAUCAUUUUUUUUGGAAAGAAGUGAAAUUGUUGCUUUAGUAAAUGCUUUUGGAAGAUUAUCGGAGAGUAUUUUUGAAUUAGACAGAUUUCGUGCAAUGAUGAGAUAAAACAUCAACUUAUAUAAUAAGAGAUUUUCCAGUGAAACAUUGCAUAAAUACAUCACACUUAGAUUUUCUAGAUUAUUUGUUUUUUUUUUUGUUUUAGUGGAAAGGAAUUUUCACUUAAUCUAAUUAAAUGUUUUUUAUAAUAAGUUUUUGACAUUAAAUAUUUACAUAAAUAAUGAGCA